Molecule: messenger RNA, 1552 nt
Organism: Daktulosphaira vitifoliae (grape phylloxera)
Lineage: Eukaryota; Metazoa; Arthropoda; Insecta; Hemiptera; Phylloxeridae
Product: tigger transposable element-derived protein 6-like
Exons: 1
Coding region: 196-705 (169 amino acids)
Cellular component (GO): nucleus
Molecular function (GO): DNA binding
Source: RefSeq, a predicted model, not a curated record
UGUAAUGAAUGGUUAGGAAAGUUAUCAAACAUCAUAAAAGAAUAUUCUCCCGAUGAUGUAUUUAAUGUGGAUGAGACAGCAUUGUUUUUUAAAUGACUACCCGACCGCACUUUUAUUUUGAUAUUCCCCUAUAAAGAAACUUGUUCAGGUGGCAAACAAAGCAAGGAACGGAUAACAAUUCUUUUAGGAUCAAAUAUGUCAGGUUCCGAAAAAAUUAAACCACUUAUAAUCGGGAAAUCAACUAAACCACGAUGUUUUAAAGAAGUUAAGAGUUUACCAUUAGAUUAUGAGUCAAACAAAAAGGCAUGGAUGACUGGUGAUUUAUUUAAAAAUUGGCUUAUAAAAUUUUAUCAAAAAAAGCGACUAAAACAAAGAAAUGUUUUAUUAUUUAUUGAUAACUGUACAGCUCAUUGUAAUAUCAAUUUAAAAUCUGUAAAAGUCGAAUUUUUACCUCCAAAUACUACAUCUAAACUACAACCGAUGGAUCGGGGAAUAAUACAAAAUUUCAAAACAUUAUACCGCAAAGAAAUUAUUCGAAAAAUUGUUUACGAUAUUGAUGAAGGCAGACCAUGUUCAAUAAAUCUAUUACAAUCCAUGCGUAUGUGUGAAAAAGCAUGGCGUAAUGUACAACCAAGUACAAUUGUCAAUUGUUUCAAAAAAGCUGGAUUCUAUUUUAUGAUGAGCAGUGUGAUGGUGAUGGUUUAGAAAACAAUGACGAUGAUGAUGGUGGAUAUGAUACAUAUGUACAUACUUAUAAUUUCAUUGUAUUAAUUUUUUUAAUUUUAUUUAGUUUUUGUAUAGCAUUUAUGUAUAAACAUAAAUGUAUUAUAUUUGUCAUGACGUUUUUAUCGUAUAAUUUUAAAAUUAUAUUUCAUUACAUAGGUAACUCGAAGUUUUGAUUUUAUUUUGAUAAAUUCGAGUUAGGUAUCUCGAAUAAUACAUAUCUCGAAGUGAAUUUUUAUCCCCCUUCAACUUCGAGUUAUCGCGACUCGACUGUAUAAACAAAUUUUUAUUUUGACUGACCAAUACCGCCCGCGUGUAAUGCGCCUUACUUAUACAUAUUUAUAUAUUCCUACCGCCGCUGACGCCGUAUAUACCUUAGGUAUAACGUUCUCUCCGCCCACAAAACAAGGCUGUAGCGAGGUGUAAUAUAUAGAAGUAAUAAACACUUUUACGAUUUAAUAACAACUAUACUAUAUUACAACGAACUAACAAAUAACAGCGAGAGACGAAGCGCGUUUAAGACAGAAUGCGUAAGUGAUUGACUGAUCGAUUGAUUGACUGGAGCGACGAUCUUGCCCUUAAAUAGUCAGAGGAAUCUUCUAGAGGCGGCGACGGAACUCUCUAGAACAUUCGACCGCCACACGCUUAUGUAGAGCGACGAAUCUUCUAGAGGCGGCGGCGGCCGAACAUUCUAGAACAUUCGACCGCCACAAGGCUAUACCUAGUGCAUGAUACGUUUACGUACUUAUGUCACCUUACUAUAUAUAUAUGUAUGUAUGUGUAUAUAUAUAUAUAUUCCUACAGCCGCCGGAUAUGCCUUGCGUACAAG